UAUGGAAAAAUAUUCAAGCUAUAUUAAGUGAAAAAGCAAGAAGCUGAACAAGUUGGGAGAGAGUGAAGCCUUUUUUUUCCCCCCCUAUAUUCCUUCCUGAAAGUUCACGAAAGUUAUCGCACCUCCGCGGAAGCUGGUACGGGAGGAAGUGGGGGCGAGGGACAGAAACCGAAAGUGAGCAUAAAUAAGGCUGUAGUCCCAGGGCAGGAGGGUAGUUCAAGGUUUAUGAACAGAAGGAGCAUUGGCCAUGGAAAGGGGGGCGGGAUCGGGAAUGCAGAUUCUGAACCUCACCAACGUCAUCGCAGCCUAGCAUCUGGGAGGUGUCCAUUGUGUCCCCAUUCAUUGGCGUGGGCAGGAUCCUGAAUGAAUCACAUCUACAGAGUAGCUGCCUCCAGAGGAAGUUUGCUUAGCAUUCCUUCUUCCUUCCGGCGAAAUCAAGAAGCAGGGCUCUUCUUCUGAGCCAAGAAGUUAAUUUCGACGGAGAAAUAAUUACGUCUACCGGAUCGCAGAAAGUCUACCCUGCCUCACAUUCGCCGCCGACGGGGCUGCAGCAGGGCUGGGUGGGUCCAGAUAGCAACGCCGGGUCUCCGCGCAUCCAGCAGGUGCAGGGCCUUCCGCGCCUCACGAAAUCCACAGACGACUCCGGAUGACGACCCUACCGGGACCGGGAGCGCUCCCCGACGGCACGGGGCAGCGGGGACACAGCGCGUGGGCCCCCUCGGGCGCCCGGGCCCUGCGGUCUCCAGCCCCGGUGCCGGCGCGGGGAGCCAGGCUUCGGCUCUGGGGCCCCAGGGCUCAGAUUUUCGUCUUCGCUCUCCUGAUGUGGGUCCUCAAUGCCUCAGCCGUGACCACAGGGCAGGACAGAGUUCACUCUCAACCAGCUGCCCCACAGGGAUGGAAACAAGGCCUCUCUGACAAGUUGUGUCCACCAGGAUUCUUUCUAUCAGAAUACAGUGGAGACUGUGCACCGUGCAUAUGGGGGAAGGAAUUCACCAAUCAUUCGAACAACCUCCCUUCUUGCCAAUUCUGUUCUGAUUGCGGUCCAGGUGAAGAGGAGAAAAGUCCAUGCACCCGGACCAAAGACAGGGAGUGUCAAUGCAAACCUAGAACGUUCCUUGGGAAAAAUUCCCCUGAGUUUUGCCAGCCGUGCAGCACUCGGUGCCCUGAUGGCAUGGUCGUGGCGGCGAACUGUACACCCUGGAGUGACCUCGAGUGUGUGGCCCAAAAGUCAAGAAAUGAAACCAAUGGGGAGGCAGCAGUUCCUGGAGAGCCAGCGACCUGCCCGGGGCCGCACAACGCUCCCUCUCCCUCCUCAGGCAGUUCACAGCUGCUGAUUGGAAUUGUGCUGGGAGCUGUAUAUGUCCCACUGCUGAUCAUCACAUGUGCAUAUUAUCACAGGAGGCGCAUCUGUCAAGGUUGUGGAGUGGUCACUGAGUGCACGAACAGAGUCAUUUUCCGGUGCUUAUGUCCCCCAAGAGGGCCUGAGGGUGUGGACAAUGCUCGCAACGAGAUCGUGAGCAGCACAGGCUCACUGUCCACGCAGGCCUCUGAGCAGGAACUGGGACACCAGGAGCACGCAGAGCUGAAAGAUGUCUUCAUACAGUCCCCAGCGGACGCAGAGCGUCUGGCCUUCUGGAACCCUGGCCUUCUGCUUGUCCAGGACUGUGGUGCAGGCCUGAAGCUGUUCUUUGAUUACUUCACAAGCAUCGUGAUUUUCAAUUCCUGGAGCGUGCUCAAGAGGCUAAUGGCCUCAAUGACAAUUAUCUGUGUGGCCAGAGCUCAGGUCUCAAACCCCAGGGAAGCCUUGUAUGAAAUGCUAGUGACCUGGCUCAACAACAAGGGGCGGGCUGCCUCAGUCAACACCUUCCUGGAUGCCUUGGAAACACUGAGGGAGAGACAUACAAAGGAGUUGAUUCAGGACCACCUGGUGGGCUCUGGGAAGUAUGUCUACAAAGAAGAUGGGGCAGGCUCUGCUCUGUCCUGA
This is a messenger RNA of Hipposideros armiger (great roundleaf bat), 1984 nucleotides long. It is a transcript of the gene TNFRSF10A, whose product is annotated as TNF receptor superfamily member 10a. Bases 647 to 1984 code for a protein of 445 amino acids. The record is from RefSeq and is a predicted model, not a curated record. Gene Ontology annotation, biological process: TRAIL-activated apoptotic signaling pathway; positive regulation of apoptotic process. Lineage: Eukaryota; Metazoa; Chordata; Mammalia; Chiroptera; Hipposideridae. Gene Ontology annotation, cellular component: cell surface; plasma membrane. Gene Ontology annotation, molecular function: TRAIL binding. The transcript is spliced from 9 exons.